GCUUGCUCAGAGGGUCAACAGGAAGUACUACUUGCGUGUCCCACCGCAGAUCCAAAGCGGAAAAGGCACCGACAUUAACGGCAACGGCAUCCCGUAUGGCGUCCCAUUAUUGCAAUCGAUAAUACAAGUCCUUCUCUCACUAUGCGCUGGCUAUUCGACCACAGUGACACGGACGAGCAAACAGCACAGUUCAGGCAUUCAUGGAUAUAGCUGGUGGCCCAUUCAACCAUCUGAUUCCAAGUGACCAGCUGGACGAUUCCUUGUUGCUCGGACAGAAUCUGGAAUGUGAAGCAAGUGAGGAAUUCGAACCGGGUCGGAAUCAACCUGAAAAUUCACUGAAAAACAUGCUCAGUGACAAAGAUCCCAUGUUUGGAUCUGCUAGCACUCAGUUUCAUCUAUUGGAAAAUGAAGAUGUUAAUUUUAAGCUUGAAAGCGCAACAGAUGCAAAUCAAGACAUGAAAACAGCAGGUGUUAGACAGAGCCCAUCUGAUGGGGAGCACGGUCAGCCCGGCUUUCCACGGGGCAGGAGGAGGAAUGCAAGUCAAAUACAGAGAAAACAAACAGCAAGCCGAGGUAGAGUUAGAGGUGCACCGGGCAGACCUCCGCGAAGAGCAGCACAGAAAAACCAAGACCAAGAGGCGACACCAGAGAGGUAUGAAAGCUUAGACGAAAAAAGGGAAGCCCUGCUCAGUCGUCGAUUUAAAGUCCAUGAGGUUGACUCAUCGAUGAAUCCGGUAGUAGUGUUACGCCGAUUAACUGUCACGGUGGGGGGCUAUAAAAUCGAACUACUUCCUGGACCAUCUCAAACUUUUGGAUCCUUCAACGCAAGCGCGCUUCAGUCUCUGGGCUUCCAGGAUGAUUCCAUGAUUGCUGAUGGUAUCGCACUCAAUCGGGAACAAAAUCAGAAUGCAAACACGGAAAAUAUUGAUAAUUUCACACCAGAUGUAGUGGGUGAAGUGAGUGUCGGCCAGCCCAGUAGCGACGACAUGCCUAUGGAUUUUGGACCGUAUGUGAACCCCAAUGAGGUACAAGAAGCAAACAGCACUAUGUUAAAGCCUACCGUGGAAAACGCAGCACCAGCGGAAACCAAAACGAAUGACCAAAUCAAAUCUCAUAAACAGAGCGCGCAGAAAUCUCAGAACAAAAACGGUACGGCAGUUCUGCCUGCAGUCAAAAAAGUCCUGAAACACAAGCCGACCCUGUCUGGAGUCAAAAAUAAGCAGUCUCAUCCUGGCAGACCAAGCCUCUUACAGAAGAAAUCCCUACAUCCCAAAGACAAAGAAACGAAUGUGGGCCGACCAGAAAAUCUUCAAAGUCACAAAGACAAGCCGACUAAAGUGGUCUUGAAACGCCCAGGAGGGCCUCUCGCUCCUAAACCGUCAAAACUACAAAAAACUCAAGAUGGACAUCCUGUGCAUCCAAAUGUAAGCCCACCUCUCCCGACAUCUCCGACUGUCAGCAGAAAACCAUCUUCAGAUUCUGGCCCUAGUGUUAAGCCUGUUCUGAAUAAAUCUCCUCAACCUCCAAAAAGACCACAGAAUCCCCCCACUCCGGUAAACAAAACAAACCCACCGGUGACAAACAGCCAACCAGAUGAGGAGCCAGAAAAGAUAAAGAUCAAAAAGCCAGAGAAAAUCCAGCAAAGGCACAAGAGUAGAAAUUCCAGGAGUAUCUCGAUAGAAGAACCACAGCUGUUCAUUCCUGAUAACGCACCUGUUGUGAAGAAGGAGGCCGAGGCCGAACCUCCUGAUGGUGACGCUGUGUGGGAUCCAAGCAAGCACUGUGGAUUAUGCAAAAAACCUCACAAUAACGGGUUCAUGGUGGGCUGCGGCCGCUGCGAUGAAUGGUUUCAUGGGGAUUGUGUGGGUCUGGAUAUGACUAAAGUUCAGCAGAUGGAAAAGGAAGACCAGGAGUAUGUGUGUCUAAAAUGCUGCACCGAAGAGGACGAGAAGACGGGAGCUCAGACCACAGAGCAGUCAGAUGAAAAGUUAUCAGCUAAACAAAAACAGAGACCUCCGCAGAUGGUCACUGCAGGUGGAAUUCGACCAUUCCGAAAAGAUGUAGGAGACAGACGACCGUCUGAAGAUUCAGCCCAGAAAAGUGGAGGUAAUGUGAAGCACGAAGCGAAGAAAGUCAAAGUGUCCCCUGUAAGCUCCAAGAAACCGUCCACCGGACAGAUCAGACGCAGCGUACGGGAUUCUCUGGAAGAGAUUCUUCUAAAACGACUGAAGGAUUCCGAUAUGAAGAUUUCUUCGGACAAGCCCGCCGAGUUGGCCCGAAGGACGGAGAAAGAGCUUUUCGCUCUGUUUCAGGGCGUUGACAGUAAAUACAAAAAUAAAUACAGAAGUUUGACAUUCAACCUGAAAGAUGCCAAAAAUAAUGUGUUAUUCAAGCGUGUGCUAAAAGGGGAAGUGUCCCCUGCGGAUUUGGUGCGUAUGACUGCAGAAGAGCUGGCCUCUAAGGAACUUGCUGCUUGGAGACAAAGAGAGAAUCGACAUACGAUUGAAAUGAUCGAGAAAGAGCAGCGAGAAGCAGAGAGACGCCCCAUCACUAAAAUCACCCACAAAGGGGAAAUUGAAAUAGAGAACCAGGAACCUGCCAAGGCACCGGAGGCCAUAGAGGCUGAGCCCGAGCCGGUGCCGAAAGCAACAGAAGUGCCCGAGGAAAACCCCCCCGAGACAGUAGCAAAGAAAGCAGACAGUCCUAAGAAAUCUAUCGAUACCACCAGCUUGCACAAGUCUCAUCUUUUUGACCUCAACUGCAAAAUCUGCACAGGCCGUAUGCCUCCACCUUCAGAGGAACCCAAUACAAAGGUGGUGAAAGUGGCUACAACAGUGGUGAGGAGGCAGUCUAGUGCUGCAGACGAAUCUCAGCAAUCCACAACAUCUUCAUCAGCACUGAUAGAUGAUCUCUCUUUAAGAGCCAUGGAGGAAGGCCUUCUCAAUUUGUUUCCUGAAACCAGGUCAGAUAGUCUGAGUACCAAAGAAGAUACAGCUACGUUUCUCAGCAACUUGGAGAAUCUGUGGGGCGGUUUUGUUGACAUGCAUGCUGUAGCCAAGUUUCUAACAAAAGCUUAUCCGGUCUCUGGGAUACUGGACCACCUUACACAGGAUUUGCCUGAGAACAUUCAAGUAGGUGGACGAAUUUCCCCUCAAAUAGUCUGGGACUAUGUUGAAAAGAUUCGGGCUUCUGGGACAAAGGAAAUUUGUGUUAUUCGGUUCACCCCCGACACAGAGGAAGAUGAGAUCUCAUAUGCAUUGCUAUACGCCUAUUUCAGCAGCCGUAGGAGAUACGGCGUUGUUGCCAACAACCGCAAACAGGUUAAAGACAUGUAUCUCAUUCCCCUUGGCUCCACAGAAAAAAUACCCCACCAAAUUGUUCCAUUUGACGGCCCAGGACUGGAAACCAAUCGUCCAAAUGUUCUUCUCGGACUGAUCAUUCGCCAGAGACCUAAAAGGGACUUUGGGGUAAUCCUGUCAAACGAUGUGAGCGAAGCUCCAAGUUUCUUGGCAGAAAGCAAAACUCAGGUUGACUUCAAGCAGAAGGAUCCUCUGAUGCAGGACGUGGACACUAGCCUAAUCGGCGGCAUUUUGGGGACCUCGCAAAAAAAAGACACGGCAGACUUGAUAAAGUCCAUUGUCAAUGAACCGAUCUUGGAUACAGAGGUCGAUGAGAACGUUUCUCUGCGAUUUCUUCCUGGUGUGCUGAAGGUGCCUGGAAAUGCAACCACUGCGAGCAACAACGUGAAAGGCGACUCCAGCGCAACGGCCUCGAAGACUUCACACGCUGACAGUGGAAAUCAUACAGGGAACAUUCCUAGAACCCCAAGCAGUGCUCCUAGACUUGACCGCUUCGUUAUCAAGAAAAAAGACUCCAAAUCUGUUAAAACUGAGCAGGCACCGUCCAGCUCAGGUCAGGAGAACGAAGGUAAAGAGAAAGAAGUAAACCCUCAGAGUACAGCUGUGUUAUCUUUGAGCGACAAACCUGCGGAUGUAUCGACCGAGAGUUUCCUCUCCUCUCUCGCUGCAGACAAACCCAAAGAGGAGGCAACCCAGACGGCUGAUUCGUCAAGUAGCACGGCUGCACCAACUAGACCUGAAAGCAUUACUUCAAAUGCAUCUCACGAUUCUGUUACCGAGAGCUCAUGCUCUGUCCCCAAAAACGAAACCUUAUCGAGUCCCACUACGACUUUAAAGAUGCCUCCCUCUUGUAUUUUAAAGAAAGCUUCAACUGAUAAAGACACUUCUGAUUUACAACCGCCAGUAAGUACUUCAGAAACAUCUCAACAACCACCGGCUCAACCCUCUCAAGAGUGCAAAGCUGUCGAGGACAUCCAAGCCAUCACCACCAUCUCGUCCGCAGGGAAGAACGAAAGCCUCAAGCCAUCCAGGACUCCUACUUUCAACCCCACGGUUUACAAUCCACUAAGCCAAGCCCCUCCACCAUCCCCAGUUUUUCCAUCAUACCACACUGGUGCACCUGUACACCAGUACCACCCUGCACCAGUGCACAAUUACCCUCCUCCAUCCAACCCUGCCCCUUUCAUACCUGUUCAACCACAGGCUCCUCCAUCUUUCACGUUCCCAACCGGUCACCCUCCAAUUCAAAUAUUUCAUCAAAGCGAUCUUCAAAGUCGCACGGUUGCUCCACCUUGGCUUCAAACCGUCCCUCCUCAGAUGCCUCCUCCGACGUAUGAGACCCAGAGGUUGCCCGAGUCCAGCUUGCCGCCCUCUUCGUCUGUAAGCAUAGAUGGGAAGGCAUCGGGGAAGAACCACGGAGACAAGCCGUGUAGACGCUCAGAGGAGACCUAUAGAAAGGAUGACCGAGACCACCAUGAUAGACACCAUCACAAAAGCAGGCACCACGACAGGGAUCGAGAAAAGCACAGGGAAAGAAGCCACAGUCACAAAGAUCGCCACUCGAAAGACGAUAGGCACGAGAGACCGAGAGAGAAGCAUCACAGCAGCCAUUACAGGGACAAAGACAAACACAGACGGGACUCCGAUUAUGAUAAACACAGGAGAGAUUCGAGAGACAGGCGGUCGUGAUCUUUCGUUCUGACGUUCGUUCCUUAAAAUUCUGUUGAACAGUAGAGAGCUAUUUAUAAAGUUGCAAAAUGAAUUUUAUACAUGUGAAAAGCGGAUAGUACAAGAUUUUUAGUUUUUUUAACUAUACAAAGAUAUUUGUUUGUUUUAAAUAUAAUCCCCCCUGCAUCUUUUUAAAGAUGUACUAACAGUCCUCAAAAGCAGCUGAUUAUAAUAAUUUACAAGAAUUCUGAAACUACUGUUGUGUGUAACAUGGGAAACAUCCUGUGAAUCAUGAUGACAGCUUUGUUUGUUUCACUAUUUUUCCUUCCGUUUGCAUUUUUCUAAAUUGUCUAUUUUCUAUGUUCCAAGUGACAUUUCUUUGUACAUUUUGGCUUGUCACACAGCAACAGAAACGUGCGUGUUUGGCACACUGUUUAUGUACAGUUCAUAAAAUGUUUUUAUUGUUAGUAAAGAGAUGAAAAUCUUUCUUUCUUAAA
Molecule: messenger RNA, 5524 nt
Organism: Triplophysa rosa
Lineage: Eukaryota; Metazoa; Chordata; Actinopteri; Cypriniformes; Nemacheilidae
Gene: phf3
Product: PHD finger protein 3
Exons: 16
Coding region: 201-5048 (1615 amino acids)
Biological process (GO): DNA-templated transcription
Cellular component (GO): nucleus
Source: RefSeq, a predicted model, not a curated record